Macrosiphum euphorbiae (potato aphid) is the source of this 561-nucleotide messenger RNA. The record is from the annotation of a GenBank genome assembly. Lineage: Eukaryota; Metazoa; Arthropoda; Insecta; Hemiptera; Aphididae.
AUGUGUCAAAUACAUAAUAUCAUCACAUCGACCCAUAAAGCAAUCGAAUUCAUGUGGGUUCCCUCACAUACGGGCAUUCCUGGAAAUGAAAAAGUAGAUAUACUAGCAAACGAGGCAAUCACCUCGUCCUCAUCCUCAACCAUUACCACCCUCCCAUACCAAGACGUCAAAAGAUGUAUAAAUAUACAUACUUCCAAUAUGUGGCAAACAUCCUGGGAUGAAAUACCAAUCAUCAAUAAACUUAAAUCGAUUAAAAAGAAAAUCACUAAAUGGUACACUCAGCCCAAUGCCUCCAGACGAUCAGAAACCAUCAAUAUCAGAACAAGAAUCGGCCAUACCAAUCUCACCCACAUUCACAUCAUAAAACAUGAUGAACAACCUCUCUGUAGCCAAUGUAACGAACCGCUCUCAAUCAAACAUGUAGUCUUAGACUGCCCGCUAUUUGUCAACGCUAGAGACAUCCCCAACCAUCCAUCAACGAUGGAGGAAGCUCUAGGAGAACACAACACGAACUUGAUACAUACCUUCUUCAAAUCCAUCGGCAUUGACACAAAAAUUUAA